GCUGCUCCUGUAAUGUUGCUGCUUUUCUGCCAGCAGGAAAGCAGUUAACCGGAAGAUGAUGACAUCACGGAAGCUGCUCGGCUGCUGAAACACAAGAGUAGGAAAAAUUAAACUAUUGGCUAUCUGAGAAAUUAACUUUUUAUUAUCCAACAUGUCAUAAACCAGUAAUGUUUUACACUGUAUUGGCAUUCCUCUUUGUGGCAUCGGUCUCUGUCGGCGGUGUUCACGGAGUGGACUGUAAACCCGGCGAAUACAAAACCCGUGACGAAGAGUGCUGUCCUAUGUGCGAAGCAGGCUAUGUUGUCCGUAGAGACUGCACGCCAGAGUCCAGUACGGGAUGUAUCAAAUGUGGGAGUGGGACUUACAUGGACAAGCGGAAUGGUCUCACAAAAUGUUUGACCUGCACUUCCUGUCAUCCAGCUGAAGGACUGCUUACCCAACAGGAGUGCACCCCAACAAGUAACACAGUGUGUGAUGUGGUAGAGGGCCAUUUCUGCAAAAGCUCCACACUCGACACAGGUUGUACUGUUGCAGAGGUACAUAGAAGCUGUGCGGCCGGUCAGAGAAUUAAAUCACCUGGAAACAAAACGGCUGAUACAGUGUGUGAGGACUGUCCACCACGCUAUUAUUCGCCGUAUGGGAUCACCUGCAUUGCGUGGACGAUUUGUUCAGAGACACAAAGGACGAUUGAAGAGGGAAGCCCUAGUAAAGACUUUGUCUGUGGAAAUGCAGAAAGACAUCAUUAUGUUCUAAUAGCAUCAUUUUUACUACCAGUAAUUGUAUUUGGAGUUGCUAUCUCAGACGCACUAGUUAUGUUAACACAUCAAAAACAUUUUUUGUUAUGGAUUUCAGGCAGACGAAUGACAGUAAAAAGAAGUCACCAGGGGGCGACGUGUCAAGAGGCUUAAUCAGCCCAGUUUCUACCCAGUGCUCUUUUACAAACAGUGAGCUGAAACAUCUCAGUGUUUUGGACUAUGAAUCUACAACACAGCAGCUGUUCUCCAGGAGUUCUUACAGAUAUUCAAAGGCUUCAGAUCAGUCCUCUUGCUGUGGCUACUUUUUGGAACACGAGGGAGGGUACUAACAGCUUUAUCAUCUUUACUGUAUUUAUUGUAUUUAUUAUCAAGUCUAUUGAGUGUUUUGCAAGAUUUAACUUCUUAACCCUCCUGUUAUGUUCAAAUUUACUAACAUCUUUUAUGUUUGGGGUUAAUUUGAGCUCAGCAGUUUAAACCUCCACAAAAUUAUUAUAAUUAAAGUUGUUACCAAAG
Messenger RNA from Myripristis murdjan (pinecone soldierfish), 1268 nucleotides. Its product is annotated as tumor necrosis factor receptor superfamily member 14-like. The record is from RefSeq and is a predicted model, not a curated record. The transcript has 9 exons. Gene Ontology annotation, cellular component: external side of plasma membrane; membrane. The coding region runs from base 168 to 908 and encodes 246 amino acids. NCBI's taxonomy places the organism in Eukaryota, Metazoa, Chordata, Actinopteri, Holocentriformes, Holocentridae. Gene Ontology annotation, molecular function: protein binding; transmembrane signaling receptor activity. Gene Ontology annotation, biological process: immune response; defense response to Gram-positive bacterium; negative regulation of alpha-beta T cell proliferation.